Messenger RNA from Pocillopora meandrina, 729 nucleotides. NCBI's taxonomy places the organism in Eukaryota, Metazoa, Cnidaria, Anthozoa, Scleractinia, Pocilloporidae. The record is from the annotation of a GenBank genome assembly.
AUGGCUACAAACGACACAUUCACAAACACAAAUCUCUCCACUACCAAUCAACACAGGUCAGUGUUUUUGUGCCCUGAACGUUUAAACCCCAACGAGGAUUUAAACAAUACAACUUUCUCUUGGAUAUUAGUGGCCAUAAUAUUUAUUACCUGUCCUUUUACCGUUCUCUUCAACUCCUUGGUGAUUGUUGCUUUGAAGAAAAGAAGAGAACUGGAAAAACGUUCAAAUAUUUUGGUUUGCAGCAUGGCCGUCACAGAUCUCCUAACAGGAGCUGUAACUAUGCCACUUUCUGCCACUUUUGAGGUGCUGAUAUUAAGGCAGGUUCCAUUUGAGUACAUCUGUCCAAUAUAUUUCUUGGUAAACAAACUAAUGAUCUUUUCACUGUCCACAUCAUCGUUAUACCUCUUAACUGCCAUUGCGUGGGAGAGGAAAAUGGCCGUAAAAAGCUGGAUAAAUUACAGGAACAAUGUUACAGAAAGUCGUCUAACGGGACUUGCGAUAGCUGCCUGGCUGUUUGGAGUUAUCACACCGGGUCCACCAAUGCUAAUGGUGGUGGCUGGUGCACACCGCAAAUUUAUUUCAAUGUGGCUUGUGGGAAAAAUUGUUUCGAUGAUUAGCUGCUUGAUCGCCAUUGGCUAUUUUUAUUUCAUGAUUUUCCUAGAAGUGCGGAAACGUGACCGAAAUCAAAUCAACCAAGUUGCCUUUUUAGCCCAAACUAGACUCGAGUAG